UAGAAGAUAAUUGAUUGCAACAUCUAAAGGAAGAUGAUUCAUUGUGGGGGUAAUGAGAUCUCCACUUCUCUAUUUUUUUAUUCACAAGUUUAUAUGUGUGUUUUUCCAAGAUCUAUGUGUUUGACUGACAGGCUAAAGUCGUAUCACCUAGUCAAAAAUAAACCUAAUUCCACUAACAAGGUAGCAAGGGAAGUCAGGAUCGUAUCCACAGGGAAACAAGCGUUCUUUCUACUAUUAAAACUAAGGUCUAAACUAUUGGGAAACAAGAAAGUUGGUUGAUUUGUAUAUUAAAACUAAGACAAUAAUAAAAGAGGAAUAAAUAAGAUAUUAAGAGGUCUAGGGCAUAGGUUCACCAAUGAACAGCAAUCCGGGAUGAUAAACAAUAUUAAUAAUCAAUAGAACAGUUAAUUAGAUUAGCAUGCUCUCUCGAAUCGAUACUAAUCAUAGACUUAGAAUUAACGGGCUCUCGCUACGUAUUAAUCCCAGUUCUACCUAUUGACACAAGCCUAAACAUCAAAUUGCAUCUCUCGAAUCUUAACUUGAUAUUGCUAGACUAAUACAAUUAGACCUGCGCAAAUCUAAUCGCAUAGUAAAUGAAAUCAAUCAAUAGGAAUUAACCACAAUACCAACAAUCAACAACAUUCAAUCAUCCCUUCAUAUUAAUUCAUGGAUUCCCAAAACCCUAGAAUAUAAACUACUCACAAAUAUUUAAUUUAAACAAAGCAAACAUGAUUAAUGAAAACAUAAUUAAAAUUGAAUAAAGAAGGAAAGAAAUAAUAAAUACCAAAUUGAAGAACAAAUGAUGAAAUUUAAAGUUUGAAACUUGAAAGCAAUAAUAAAAGUAAUUAACAAAAGUUUAGAGAAAGAAUAAAAACUAAGCAAUAAACUAAGGUACUAGAAAAUAAAAUCCCAAAUAAUAUGUCUAAGGGCUAUAUUUAUAGUCUUGCCCAAAAGUAAAAGAAAAAAACCGGAAACAAAGCAAAAAUCCGCGCCCAGGAAUUGUCGUCGCCCGAUCGGGCAAUGGGCCGCCCGAUCGGGCGAUCUUCUCGUCAAACUGCACGAUCCCGUAUCUUAAAAAUACCAUAUAUCCUUCGUUAUAAGUCGGAAUUAGGCGAGUGACCACUCGUUGGAAAGAUCUUGAAGUCUAGAAUCCAACCCAAUUUGAAUCGCUGCAUUUGGAGUUGUAUAACUCGAGUUAUGAUCAAAAGAGUGGACGACAUUCAGUUUUCUACUUCUUUCACUAUUCGCUUUGCAUGAAAAUUCUUCCAACUCAAUGUUUGCGCUCUCGAAAGUAUAUAAUCUCUUGUAUUGAUUCAAAUAAGUAGGAAAUGCACAAAAAUAUGUUAAUUCCUACAAUGAUGAACCUGAAACUACAAACACACUACAAGGAGCACAUUAGUACUAAAAAUCGCUCCGAAGAGCUCAUUUGAGAUCAAAAAGUACUAAGGGACGGGGGUAAAAACUCUAUAUAAAACGCAUAUAUCAUUGACGGAAAUCAGAGACACAUUCGUGUGUGAGACAUGAGCUAAUGAUGUAUUUCUUGUGAAUGUGAUACACCAUUGGAGUAUGGGAUGAUGACGAGCUAGAGAUUAAGGCUUUACAUGUGCUUAGCCCCAUAGACCUAGGCCUCUUGAUUGGAUGGUGUCGUGAGAAGUUCUGGUGGAUACAUUGCUUAAUGUGUUACCUUCAUAGACCUGUUGGCUUUCCAGUUAGACUGGCCGUGAGAUGGUUGGUAUAAACAUUGAUAUGUAUGAUAGCCUCAUAGACCGAGGUCACUCGUGUUAGUGAUGUCAUGAGAUGUUCUUGUUGGUUUUCUUGUAUCUAGCCUCAUAGACCGAGGUCACUUGCCUAAGUGAUGUCAUGAGAUGCCCUUGUAGAUAUGGUUUUUCUUGCUUAACCUCAUAGACCGAAGCCAUUCGAGUUAAUGGUGUCAUGAGAAGAUCCAUAUAACUAGCCUCACAGACAUAGGCCAUUCGAGUUAGUGGUGUCGUGAGAUGACCGGUGAGUUGUAUAGAUGGAAGGUUGAACUUAAAUGUUCUUAAUGUUCGUGCGGAACACCUACGUGAGUGUGAAGGGAUGGCCUCCUUCUAUGAAAGAUUGUGCGUAUGUCUUACUAGAGCACUCACUAGAAUCCCAAGGUAUUCGGGGCCAUGUACGAAAGACCAUGUCUUUCAUGUACGAUUGUCAUGUCGUGUAUGGAUUUCUUUGAGUAACUGUAUAAUUUGUAUUCAAUGAAAUAUCAUGUAUAUCGCGGAAUUGCUCAAGCUCCUAUGGCAAGGUAUGUGUUGUCGGGUUCCUUCUACUAUCUAGGAGUUCAAUCCUUUGGACACUCUCUAGAUCGUUGAACACCCCACUCCACUAUGUGUUAGUUCAAACCUUUAGGAAACUAACAUUUAAGUACCAAGCUAUUCAUUUACUGCUCAUGUUUCUAGGUCUCAUGUCCGUAUGCAUUAGUGGGGGAUUGUAGGAAAUAAUAAUGCAUUCGGAGUUUUUUAAGUUUGGGCUCGGUCAGGUUAAAUGGCCCAGUGGACCGGUAGGACUUGAACCCACCUUGUUUUGUUUCCUUUCUUGUGAAACAUAUAAAUGCUCCCUAUUAUUCUUUUCCUAGUAAUAUAUAAUAUUCAGAUGUAUGGAGAGACACAAAACCCUAAACAAAACCCUAAUAUCUUCAUUCGAGAUCUGAGCAGUUCUUGAGCAAUUCCAACCUUUGAGUUCGGGGUGUAGAAUUCAGAGGUGUUGUGUUAACCUUGGGGGGCGUUCGUCACUAUAAGCUUGCACCGGUAGGGUGGCGAAAUUCGCUUCUAAGGCAGUGGCCUCCAUACCACGAUACAACGCUAUUCUUAUGAGAUCUACAAUCAAGUAAUAUCCUCUCCUUGUAUAUAGUUAUUUUCGGUAUCAACAGAACUUUUACCUACAACCUUAUCAGCCCAUCAUGCACUAUAAUCAUACCCUAAAUCAAUCUUAACUCCUUUCUUUAAUACAUCUAUGAUCUAUCACAAUAGUAGUAUAAAAAGUAAUGGAGAAAAGGUUUGAAUCUUGUACCUCCAACAACUUUUAACUUUCAAGUUAAAAUUACUACUGGAGCUAUGGAGUAUAUUAGACAUUAGACAUGUGUUUUAUAAUGCAUAUAAAUUUUUUAAAUAAUAUUACAGGGAGCCAUGACUUCCGCCAACCCCCUAUUUCCGCCAUGGACUUUGUUUACAUUGUAUGAUUGUACGUAUGAGCGGUACGUUCGAAAUACGAGUAUACAAUUAAAAUAAUUAUUUAAUAAUACUCUUGUACAAUACGGAGUAGAUGACAAUAAUAAUCAAACAUACAGUAAGUAUUGUAUUUAUUUAAGAAUGUAUGACAAAAUCACACUUGAUAUACUAUACUCAAUAUAUGCAGUACUUACUGAUGUACGAAGUAUACAUUACCGUCAAAAAAAGAUGCAUCACUAUUUUUCUUGUUUUUAAUAAAUCAAAAUAUAGGUUUUUUUUUUUUUUUAAUUGAAAUUUGCAUUAUUGUUUUCCUUUUCUCCCAAGUUUCCUCUCUCGGUGCACGUUAGCUUAACGUGAGCCGUAGCCAUGGCAAGAAAAACUGGGUCGAAAACUCAAGGAAACAGGCAUGGAAAUGGCAAUGGAAGACCACGAGGACCAUCUUCAGAUUCUCAAGCGCUGAAAAUUCGUUCGAUGGACGAAGUUCUGGGUGUAGAGGCAUUGGAUUUUGGUAUUGAGAAUGAAGUUUUCACUCCAGAUUCUGGGUUGCGACAUCUUUAAAUUCGAUCAGAAGUAAGGCAUUCAUUCAAUGAAUUUAUGGAAGUCAUCCAUGGUUCAGCAAGCCAGGUUAAUGCAGAUUCUACCAUGGAUCGUGUAUCCUUCGAAGACAAGGGCGUAGUGGACGUACCCGCUUGGCUGUCCGAGGUAUACACUGAGGACAUUCUCAAGGCCGUGGAGGCCAAGAAAAAGGAAUCCUCCAAGAAGUCCGACAAGGGUGCCUCUGGUGACGUCGCCAAGGAGCCCACUUCGUCAGCUACGAUGAAGCGUCCUGCAUCUUCGACGGUGGCUCUUAAGCCAAAGCGGCCCUUCUUUAAGAAGAUGGGUACGGCCGAUGCUGCAGCAAAGCCGUCGGUAUCAAAACCGUCUACUCCCCCAGCUGGGGGAGAGGUUCUUCUUAACCAGGCGUCCAUUCCUCCACCUGAGAAUAAGGAAGUCUCUCCCCAGGUGGACACCGAGGGGGAUUCCGCUGCCAGAGCGGCUGCUGACGAAGUAGCAGCUGAACAGGCUGAGGCUGCUGGCGCCACCACCUCGUCCAAGGAGGACAAGGGUAAAGGCAAGGAAGCUGAAGCUCCUUCUACUGAUAAUGCCUUCAUGCCUCCUUCAGCUUUGCCGAUUGUUGAGAUGUUCAAACGGAUGCGGCGUGCCGAGGUGGCGAGCAUCCCCCCUUCUGACGGUUUUAGCUCAGAGGUGAAGGAUAAGAUCCUUUCGGACGUGUAUGCGGCCAUUUCUGAGGAGUAUGUGAGGUCACUCCCCGGGAUUGACUUGGGGUUCUUUGGGUCCAUUCAGUCCCUCGUUCUUGAUCUCUUCAUCCGUUGUGCCGAGAGUAGGAACUACCACUUCGAUAUGCAUAAUGAGAUGCUCAAGCACAAGGACCAGAUUGAGAAUCAUGAGCAAUAUGCUGAGAAGACGGCCGGAUUGAUCAACUUGGACGCGGACAAGAAGAUUAAGUCCGAAACGGAAGAUUUGAGGAAGGUUGAGGAGGACGCCCAGAAUUAUAAACGGAAAUUGCUGGAGCAUGAGGAGAGGCUGGCCGUGCUGAGAAAGGAGUACUCCUCCGUCUCGGAGCGGGUGACCAAUUUCUCAUCCAAGGUGAACGUCCUGGAGGGUCAGCUCAAGGCCAUGCAGGGGGAGAUUGAAGCCGUGCGCAAGGAGACUGCGAGCUCUUUCAAAUUAGGCAAAGAGUCCAUUUUGGAGAGUGCCCAAAGGGCGUGGGAUCAGUCUAUGGAUGGGAAAGACUUUUCCUGGUUCAAACGUCGUAUCUCCUACCAGGUGGCCGUUUCGACGGCUAGACGCCUAGGCUUAGAUCCCCCUGAGUUCGUUAGCGACGGGGAGGAGGACAUGGAGGAGGAAGAAGUGAAUUCCCCUGAAGGCCAAGACGUCCAGGACGGGAGUUUUAUCGCCCCUCAUCCUUGAGCAGCUUUUCAUGUAGUUGGUUUGAAUGACGCCGUUGGCGUUUGUAAUAACUUUGAUGCCUUUUGGCAUUUAUUUGAUUUGGUUUGUUUACGCCAUGAGCGCAUGUAUAAACAUUUUGUGCCUUCGUGCACUUAUUUUAUUUUAAUUCCAUUUCAGUUCGUUACUGAUUUCUUGGGAA
This is a messenger RNA of Spinacia oleracea (spinach), 5349 nucleotides long. RefSeq lists its product as uncharacterized. NCBI's taxonomy places the organism in Eukaryota, Viridiplantae, Streptophyta, Magnoliopsida, Caryophyllales, Amaranthaceae. The coding region runs from base 3795 to 5171 and encodes 458 amino acids. The record is from RefSeq and is a predicted model, not a curated record. The transcript is spliced from 5 exons.